AUGUACAAUAAUUGGAACCAGACGCACCCAGUUGUUAAGCCACUCGCUAGUGCUCCCGUUGUAACCCCCACCCAGUCGCCUAUGAAUUCCGCCCGGAACUUGUCGCUACCUCCGGUUAGGCCUGUUCAGCCGAAUUCUUCACCUUCUUCACCUCCGAGGUCAACGCCGCCACGAUCGCGUAGAACUUCCCGAUCAUCAAGCACUGUGAGUGCGAGUCCAGCGGGUAACACUCGCCCCAAGCCUAACCAGCGCCUCCGGCUCGCCCAACUGGAAGAUGUCUCGUACCCUGUUCGAUUUCCUUAUCAUUCAGUACCCCCCUACAUGCGCACUGACCCAUUGCAAUAUGUCCCACAACCCGAUGACAUUCAGAGCCGUAAAUACGCCACCUCCGUCGACGAGCGUAACUACUUGACUGUUUUCGAGUAUCAGGUCAACGGGCAAUCAGUUAUCUGGGACUAUUACACUGGAUACGUUCAUCUCACAGGAAUCUGGAAAGCCAUUGGCAAUUCCAAAGCAGAUAUUGCCAAGUUGCUCGAUAUUUCGCCACAGCUAGAGCCGGUCCUCCGUCGAGUGAGAGGAGGCUACUUGAAGAUCCAGGGAACGUGGCUUCCGUAUGAGGUUGCAUAUGAACUUGCUCUUCGUAUCGCGUAUCAUAUUAGAUUCUCGCUUGUUCCUCUUUUCGGCCCCAACUUCCCCGACCAAUGCUUGGUGCCUACGGACCCCCGCUUUGGACAGCUCUCUUUGAGCACCAGCUCCCCGACCCCGUCGCCAACGCCGCCAGUGCAUUCACCAGCUGUGCAUACCUCGCUCAACCAAGGAAACUCUCAGCACACCCAGUACCCUUCCAUCGUGGCCCCUGUUCGUCAACAUUCCUUACCCGGGGUUCACCAAAUAGCUGCUGGUGCCGGCGCCGCUAUUCAGCAACCUCGAAUUGACGCAAGACGAUCGUUCACCGUCACUGGAGAGUUGCCACAUCCUGUCGACUCGUUCCAGAGCGCUCGCCGGCAAAGUGAAACAGAUUUACAUCGCCGGCGCCGUCUCUCUGCAUCUCUAGGUCAGACUAUACCCCGGGGCCGGGCAUUUUCGGCACCCCACAGAUCAAAUUCGAGUCAUGCACUUCCUAGACAUACGUUGCGUGGAAAACCUGUGGAGUGGGCGGUUGGCGAGUCCAGUGAUGACGACGAGGAAGACUCACCAGGGGUGAACGCAGGGAUGCAAGGCGAACUGCAAGAGAUGCUGCGUGCUACUCGUCUUUUACAAGAACUGUCAAUGAGCCAGUGGACAAGUAAUGCUCCUCCAAUAAAUACGCACGAGAAGCCGCAUUUACCGAGCCUCCAUGCCCAGUUGAUGCAGAGACCCUUGGGCUGGGAUCGAUCGUAA
Messenger RNA from Wickerhamiella sorbophila, 1380 nucleotides. RefSeq lists its product as hypothetical. The transcript has a single exon. NCBI's taxonomy places the organism in Eukaryota, Fungi, Ascomycota, Dipodascomycetes, Dipodascales, Trichomonascaceae. Gene Ontology annotation, molecular function: DNA binding; transcription regulator activity. Gene Ontology annotation, cellular component: MBF transcription complex; SBF transcription complex. The coding region runs from base 1 to 1380 and encodes 459 amino acids. The record is from RefSeq and is a predicted model, not a curated record.